AUGUGUCAAGAAAAAUUGGUACAAGAAGCCGUGGAUACACUUCUUGAUAAUGGAAUCCGCGGACAACCAAUGAGGGACGGUCUAUCACUUUUAUUACAUCGAUGUGGAUUACCCCGCAAAAUAGAAAUAGAGCUAUUUCAGACGUUUCUAAUCAGUGGUUUAAUUCGAAACCAUUUUGCUUCGAGCAUAGGAGUUUCUAAAAGUAAAAUCCGGGAAAAAGAACCCAUUGUAUGGGAAAUACUUCAAGAAGUUAUGCGGGGGCAUCCAGUAUUGCUGAAUAGAGCGCCUAUUUUGCAUAGAUUAGGAAUACAAGCAUUUCAACUCAUUUUAGUAGAAGGACAUGCUAUUUGUUUAGAUCCAUUGGUGUGUAAGGGAUUCAAUGCAAACUUUGAUGGGGAUCAAAUGGUUAUUCAUGUGCCUUUAUCUUUGGAGGCUCAAGUAGAAGACCGUUUACUUAUGUUUUCUCAAACGGAUCUCUUGUUUCCGGCUAUUAGGGAUCCCAUUUCUAUACCAACUCAAGUAUUUGUGCAAACAUCUAUACAAGGUUUUUCUCGAGCCGAUUCAUAUGGUAUCUAA
Molecule: messenger RNA, 576 nt
Organism: Vicia faba (fava bean)
Lineage: Eukaryota; Viridiplantae; Streptophyta; Magnoliopsida; Fabales; Fabaceae
Source: the annotation of a GenBank genome assembly